AUGAAGUUCCUCGAAAGUCUUACAACGCUUCUCCUCCCUCUCGGAACCCUGGCUAGCACGGGCUACUUCUGCGAAAACACACCACACGUCGGUGCUGUGGCUCCCACCUAUGACUGCGGAAAACACUGUGGACUGGACAACUAUAACACCCAUCUCUCGACCUACCACUGCUGGGUGGAUGGUGAUGGCGCCAAGUCCUGCUUCAAGAACUGUUGCAAGCGAUCGGGCAGGGCAGUGGGUACUAUCUCGGGCCUUUAA
Messenger RNA from Penicillium manginii, 258 nucleotides. RefSeq lists its product as uncharacterized. Lineage: Eukaryota; Fungi; Ascomycota; Eurotiomycetes; Eurotiales; Aspergillaceae. The transcript has a single exon. Bases 1 to 258 code for a protein of 85 amino acids. The record is from RefSeq and is a predicted model, not a curated record.